CGAUGGCGGUGGCGGUGGGACUUUUAAAUCGAAGCGCCGUCGAAUAAAAGGGUCGUCCUCUUGCCGGGGACCAUGAGCGCGGCCGUUUUCUUCGGCUGCACCUUCAUCGCCUUCGGGCCGGCUUUCGCGUUGCUGCUUUUCACCGUGGCCGGUGACCCACUGCGGGUCAUCAUCCUGGUCGCCGGCUCCUUCUUCUGGCUGGUGUCACUGCUCCUCUCCUCGCUGCUCUGGUUCGUCGCAGUCCAGCUCAGCAACAAGGAGAACGCCAGCGUGCAGCAUGGGCUGCUGAUGAUGGGGGCUGGGAUCUCCGUGUUGCUCCAAGAGGCCUUUCGCUUUGCAUAUUACAAGCUGCUGAAGAAAGCGGACCAAGGUCUGGCAGCGAUAAGCGAGGAUGGGAGAUCGCCCAUCUCGACUGGACAGAUGGCAUACGUUUCGGGUCUCGCCUUCGGAGUCAUCAGCGGUGCCUUCUCAGUCAUCAACAUCCUGUCGGACUCGCUGGGGCCGGGGGUGGUGGGGAUUCAUGGUGGCUCGCCCUACUUCUUCCUGACCUCAGCUUUCCUGACCAUGGCUCUCGUUCUCUUGCACACGUUCUGGGGGGUGGUGUUCUUCGACGCCUGCGAGAGGAGGAAGUGGCUGGUGGUGGCGACGGUCGUUCUUAGCCACGCACUGACGUCGGGCCUGACGUUCUUAAAUCCGUGGUAUGAGGGGAGCCUUGUUCUGAUUUAUGGCAUCACGGUUGGCACGGGAGCGUGGGCCUAUUUGACAGCAGGAGGUUCGGUGCAGAACAUCUGGCGCUGUGUCACAUGCAAGCAAGAACCUGACCCCCACGUUCUGGUCUAUUCAGCUCUCCAGCCUCCGGCUGAGGACUGAGAAUCAGUCCCAGCGUUCCCGUCCCUUCCGCUCGACCCACCCACCCACCUCCUCUCGGGCACUGGUGCCCAGCUCCCUUCGGAACGCCAAGCGAGCGCUGGACUCGGCCCGCAGUUAUCUGUGGCAUGUGUUGGGCAUAGUGGAGGGGCUGAACAUUGAUUACCUCAAACGACGACCUGGUCUGUCCACUGGAAGAAGAGAUCUGACUUCUCAAGGAAAAAAGCUGACUACUGAACGCAUUAUGGAACUUUUGAUUUUGAACUCCCAUCACGGUGCAAUACUAUAUUAGAGUGGAAGCGUAUGUGAGAUUUUUUUAAUAUAUAUAUAUAUAUAUAUAUAUAUAUUGUCCUCCCAUUAUUUCUAACCUCUCAGCGGGACUUUAAGCGACAGGUGAGGGGAUGGACUGUGUGUCUAGAGCUGCUCUACUCCGUGUUUUCCCACAGCACUUCGAUAGCAUUCCACUAAACCUAUGUAAUUUACUUAAACGCACCUCUCUUAUGACGAACUGCUGCUCCGCACUUGGCAGAGAGGGCCUCUGUUUGCAGUCAGCCAAUCUCUGGGAUUUAAAAAGGAAAAGGGAUGGGAAUUUCCACUCCUCCCUACCUUGUUAGGAGGCUACGUUUUUUCACCUCUUCAAAGUGUCCCCUUGUUUUUGGACAGUGGUGUGCUACAGAAUCCUUGAUGGAAUAUAAGAGCCAGAGGUUCCACUGCAUUGGAACCUGUGGCCACUGUUUCUCUCCCCUUACACGCUCUGUAGCCUAGCUUUAGGCACAGAGCAUAAAGAUCCUUCUGCUCUUGCCCCCAUCCCCAUGACUGUGUCUCCCCACGCCACGCCAGACCUCAGGCAACUUGGCAGCCUUUCGAUACCCUGCUUAUUGUGUGGAGCUCUCCGAGUGUGAGGCUGCCAGUGUCCACGCCCUCGUUGGCCCCCACAAUGGGGCUCGCCUUCAGAGUAAGGCUGGCCCAAACAGCUCGGGGAGGGGAGCGGAAAGCUUCGCUUCCCGUCAGCGCGAGCUGACAUUUAGGCCCAAGGCCGGGGAGGUGAAAGGUCACCGUAAAGCACGUCUCAAGCAGCUGCAGAUCCCUCGUCGCUUGAACGCGGCGUUUCUUAAACGCCCUCCUUCGGGUCGGGAUGUCGUCCAUAGUUCUCACGGAUUCCCCUCCCAAUAUAUUUUUUUUUUUCCCUCUUCCGGAUCCAACAAGGCUUGUGGCAGGCUUGGCGUAAGCAGCCUGUUCCCAACCUGGCAAUGAAGGCCCUAAAUGCAAGAUGGCUGACCAGCCUGUGGACUGAGUAUCCCAUCAGUCAGGUCAAAGGAAAUCUCUGAGGCCUGUAUAUAUAAAAAAAAAAUAAUAAAUUUCAAAACACAGCAAACUGAGCAUUUUUUUUAAUUAAAAAAAGGGUCCUUAUGGGCUGCACUGACGAAUUGCCUUAACACGAUCAAAAUGGCAGAAGAGGCGUCUGCGUAUUUGCCUGAAUAACGUGGGACUUGUAACAAGGUGAUUUGAUUCUGUGAGAGACGGUGCACGUAUAUUCUUAAAAUAGCAUUAAUAUUUGAUCUAAAAUACAAUAUUUUAGUUAUUUUA
Molecule: messenger RNA, 2454 nt
Organism: Carcharodon carcharias (great white shark)
Lineage: Eukaryota; Metazoa; Chordata; Chondrichthyes; Lamniformes; Lamnidae
Product: gamma-secretase subunit APH-1A-like
Exons: 7
Coding region: 73-870 (265 amino acids)
Biological process (GO): positive regulation of catalytic activity; Notch receptor processing; Notch signaling pathway
Cellular component (GO): gamma-secretase complex; membrane; endoplasmic reticulum
Molecular function (GO): protein-macromolecule adaptor activity
Source: RefSeq, a predicted model, not a curated record